This is a messenger RNA of Zychaea mexicana, 1609 nucleotides long. RefSeq lists its product as uncharacterized. NCBI's taxonomy places the organism in Eukaryota, Fungi, Mucoromycota, Mucoromycetes, Mucorales, Lichtheimiaceae. Gene Ontology annotation, molecular function: protein-macromolecule adaptor activity; ubiquitin protein ligase binding. Gene Ontology annotation, biological process: ubiquitin-dependent endocytosis. The record is from RefSeq and is a predicted model, not a curated record. Gene Ontology annotation, cellular component: cytoplasm; cytosol; plasma membrane. The transcript is spliced from 4 exons. Bases 329 to 1486 code for a protein of 385 amino acids.
GCGCUGUUUAUGUAUCGGAACGGACGGACGGACAGAUGAGCGGAUAAUUGGGGGAGGGUCGAUAUUAGUCAACCGAGUCUUAAUUGCGUUAUCAGCAAACAUAUCAGAGAAGACAUUCUUCUUUUUGGGUUGUGGACUACCUCAGCAGCUUCUCAAAAUAAGCUGAUUAUGUAUGCGCUAGACGAUGGGUGACACGACCACCCUGGUGCCGUGUAUAUGCAAGGGCGUGAAGAGGGGUGCAUAUUCGCUCUACCGUCCAGGAUAGCCACAUUUCUCUCUCUCCCCCCGCCCUUCUUUUCUGUCUCUCUCACAACGUACCAGCAAAAUCAUGGCUAGCGCACCCGCGACCCGUUUCAAAAUCCAACUUGAAAGCCAGUCGAUCAUUCUUUGCGGCACACCAGAACAAUCGACAGGCCGAUUACUGCGUGGCAACCUUAUGCUACAUUUGCGUGCGCCCAUACGAGUCAAGUCCAUCAAAAUGCGGUUGUUUGGUCAAAUGAAACUCCAAUGGCAUGACACUAGCAAGAAACGAACUGUUAUUGAUCAUGAAUGGGUAUUCCUCGAGCCAUCCAAACAGGGCCCUCACAUUAUUGAGGCCGGGGCCCAUACGUAUCCCUUUGAGCUACAGCUCCCUGGCGAUCUUCCUGAAACAAUCGAGGACAGCUCAUAUGGUCAAGUUUCUUACAAGCUCAAGGCAAUUGCUGUACGACCUGCGCUAGCAUCCAAUCUGAUUGACCGCGAAGUCUUGCACAUUUAUCGACAACCCACCAUGAUGGAUCGAGCAGAUUUAGACGACGCAAGAUCCGUACGCGUCUCGGGCUACCACGAAGAUAUUAUGACCUACGAACUCGAAUGUCGCCAAAGGAUCUUUCGACGUGGUGACCGAAUCCCAGCGAAGAUCCAUCUUUGGCCUAACGACAACAAUGACGAUGACUGUUUCAACAACAAGAUCACCGAGACACGGAUCUUACGUUUUGCUCGCGACGAACAUUUCCCAUCUCUCAAUACCCAACACUGUUCCAAGUCCAUGCCAAUCCCUGUUCCACGAUACGCGAAAUACGACACUUCAAACUCGCUUCUCAACAUUGUUCACCAACUCCAUUUUACCAUUUCUCUGGUCAAUAACACCGACGGCCGCCUGACAGAGCUCCGGGCUGCACUGCCGAUCUCUGUGGCGCAAGAUGAACUGGUUGAAGCACUCAGACUCGCAGACGGCGAUCUCUUGCCAAGUUACGAAGAUGCACGACGAUCCGCACCUUAUAUCCCUGACAUGACAAUGCAGAUCGACUCUCCUCCCAACACACCGACAGACGAACUGGAUGAUUGGCUCAGCACACCUAGAAUCAACACUGACAAUGACAACGGCAGUAUGAACAGCAAUAGUGAGUUACCGUCACUUUGCGACAGUCCUCCACUCUAUUAUUCUCCUUUACCAUCUUAUGAGACUAUCAUGGCACUACCGGCUAAUAGAACGCUGAUCAGAUAAUGUGUUUCUUCCUUAUUCGAUGCUAUCUUAUAAUCCAUUACCUCCUCCCCCUCGUCGUCAUUCCCUUAGAAAAAACUUUUUCUUAUGCAUAUGCCCUCCGCCAUCAACCCUCUCUUAUCAUCU